AUGCAGUCGAAUAAGCAGGGGGUACAUCAGCAAUAUUCUAGCCAGCAGUCUGGGGAAGGGCAGUACUUGCGGGACAGUGACGGCUAUCAACAGAUGGCGAGGCCGCCUGUAGCUGGCUUCAGUAACAUGUACAUGAGUCAACAAAACUCGAACCAGUCACUACACGAUCAUAUCCAGCAACAGCAAUAUUACCAACAGCAAAUGCUACACCAACAGCAACAGCAACAGCAACAACAGAACGAAAACAACGGGGCAAUGUUUCAUGGAGCUGGAUUCACGGAUAUUCCCACGUUAAGCCAUCCUUCUACUCCUCCACCUCAGAACCAAUAUAUGAAGAUGGCUAAUCCUCAACAGUUGCAACAGCAUAUAAUAGACGUCCCACCGCCAGCUAUCACGGGACUUUAUAGACACAAUAACAACUCCAAUAGUUUGGUUCAAAACAAUAACAGCACGGGAAUGAAAGGUGUUCAGCAACCAUUACCACAGGGCGCAUUUUCCCCAGGACAGUACUCGGUUGAUUCAGAUCAUUCACAACCGAAUCAGAAUGCCAACUUUUCAAAUCCAAAUUUGGCAGGGAGUAAUGGCAGUAGAGCAUCCAGUCCGUUCCACCAGCCACAGAAUAUGUACACGGAUGUUGUUGCGCAGCAGAGUCCGACGAGAAGUAUAAACAGCUUCCAACAACAGCAGCAACAGGCGCAAUUUGUUGCCGAACAACAGCCAGUGCAACAUUCCCCGAUUCGAACGAAGUCCGCACAACCGCCCACGGAUGCGAACUCAAACUAUAUGUAUUUUGAACGGAGACCUGACUUAUUGACGAAAUCUACACAGGAUAAAGCGGCCGCUGUGAAACUUAAGAUCGAAAAUUUUUACCAGCAGUCGGUGAAGUACGCCAUUGAAAGGAAUGAAAGACGUGUGGAGUUGGAAUCCGAGUUAUCGUCGCACGAUUGGUCUGAUGAAAGGAAGUCGAGGCAGUUGACGUCGCUUGGGAAGAAAGAAUCUCAAUUCUUGAGGCUGAGAAGAACGAGGCUGUCCUUAGAGGACUUCCAAACGAUAAAAGUUAUUGGGAAGGGUGCCUUCGGAGAAGUCCGUUUGGUACAGAAGAGAGACACGGGUAAAAUAUACGCAAUGAAGACUUUGUUGAAGUCGGAGAUGUACAAGAAGGACCAGCUUGCGCACGUGAAGGCUGAGAGGGAUGUGUUGGCCGGGAGUGACUCGCCGUGGGUCGUCUCUCUGUAUUAUUCGUUCCAGGAUGCACAGUACUUAUACCUGAUCAUGGAAUUCUUGCCCGGUGGUGAUCUGAUGACAAUGUUGAUCAGAUGGCAGUUGUUUACGGAGGAUGUGACGAGGUUUUACAUGGCAGAGUGUAUUUUGGCGAUAGAGACGAUCCAUAAACUUGGGUUUAUUCACAGAGACAUCAAGCCAGACAACAUAUUGAUCGACAUCAGGGGCCACGUCAAAUUAUCUGAUUUCGGUCUAUCCACUGGGUUCCACAAGACACACGAUUCGAACUACUACAAGAAACUUCUACAAGAGGAGGAGGUCAAUGGGGCCAACCCAGCACAGGGCAACGGUAACACACUGGGGCUCACGAAACCAGGCCAGAUCGGGGACCGCCAGACGAUGAUUGUGGACUCGAUCAACUUGACGAUGUCUAACAGGCGGCAGAUCCAAACGUGGAGGAAAUCGCGCCGUCUGAUGGCGUAUUCGACUGUUGGGACACCGGACUACAUUGCCCCUGAGAUAUUCCUGUACCAAGGGUACGGGCAGGAGUGCGAUUGGUGGUCCCUGGGUGCCAUCAUGUACGAGUGUUUGAUAGGGUGGCCUCCCUUCUGUUCAGAGACUCCACAGGAGACGUAUCGCAAGAUUAUGAAUUUCGAGCAGACGUUACAGUUCCCCGACGACAUCCAUAUAUCGUACGAGGCGGAGGAUCUAAUCAGGAGGUUACUGACGCACUCAGACCAACGUCUUGGCCGGCACGGCGGUGCAGACGAGAUCAAGAGCCACCCUUUCUUCCGCGGUGUUGAGUGGAACACGAUCAGACAAGUUGAGGCGCCGUACAUACCGAAACUGAGCUCCAUCACAGACACGCGGUUCUUCCCUACGGAUGAGCUAGAGAACGUCCCUGAUUCCCCCGCCAUGGCGCAAGCUGCACAACAGAGGGAGCAGAUGAUGAAGUUGAACGGAGCCGCUCAAAACGCGGGCGCACCCAUCAAGGAGGAUCUGCCCUUUAUCGGGUACACGUACUCCAGAUUUGACUAUCUGACAAGAAAGAACGCAUUGUGA
Huiozyma naganishii CBS 8797 is the source of this 2283-nucleotide messenger RNA. RefSeq names its product serine/threonine protein kinase CBK1 (gene CBK1). Gene Ontology annotation, molecular function: protein serine/threonine kinase activity; ATP binding. The record is from RefSeq and is a predicted model, not a curated record. Bases 1 to 2283 code for a protein of 760 amino acids. The transcript has a single exon. NCBI's taxonomy places the organism in Eukaryota, Fungi, Ascomycota, Saccharomycetes, Saccharomycetales, Saccharomycetaceae. Gene Ontology annotation, biological process: peptidyl-serine phosphorylation; intracellular signal transduction.